Molecule: messenger RNA, 1472 nt
Organism: Solea senegalensis (Senegalese sole)
Lineage: Eukaryota; Metazoa; Chordata; Actinopteri; Pleuronectiformes; Soleidae
Gene: ppa2
Product: inorganic pyrophosphatase 2
Exons: 12
Coding region: 62-1105 (347 amino acids)
Biological process (GO): phosphate-containing compound metabolic process
Cellular component (GO): cytoplasm
Molecular function (GO): magnesium ion binding; inorganic diphosphate phosphatase activity
Source: RefSeq, a predicted model, not a curated record
CAGACUUCACGGUCCUGGAUGUGGCGGAGGUGGCGGACGGGAAGCAGGAACCGGGGAACAAAUGUCUUUAAUGAGACCGUUCCUGCAGCGCUCCUCGCUCGGCUGCCUGGUGAAAGUCUUCGGCUCAUUUUCUGCUUCUAGAAGUAAAGUCGUGACACAAACAGCUGCUGCAUCUCCACUGUUUUACUUAAGACAAACGAUGCCCUUUCACACGGAAGAGAGAGGACGACCGAAUUCUUCCGACUACCGGAUAUACUUUAAAACCUCCGAAGGGAAAUACAUUUCACCUUUCCAUGACAUCCCACUAAUAGCAGAGACAGAGCAGGAAAAUGAUGUGCCUGCCAAAAAACCCAAGAACGAUGACAAUGAGGUGCUGUAUAACAUGGUUGUGGAGGUUCCCCGAUGGUCAAAUGCUAAACUGGAGAUUGCAACAAAGGAGCUGCUGAAUCCAAUCAAACAGGAUGUGAAGAAAGGGAAACUUAGAUAUGUUGCCAACGUCUUUCCCUAUAAAGGUUACAUUUGGAAUUACGGGGCUCUGCCACAGACAUGGGAGGACCCAAAACACACGGACGCAGAAACUAAGUGUUGCGGCGAUAACGAUCCCAUUGAUGUUUGUGAAAUUGGCUCCCAGGUGUGUUAUCCAGGUCAGGUGAUCCAAGUUAAAGUGCUUGGCAUCUUGGCAAUGAUUGAUGAGGGAGAAAUGGACUGGAAGGUCAUCGCUAUCAACGCUAAUGACCCAGACGCCAAAAAGUUGAAUAACAUAGGGGACGUCCGCAAGAGCCGACCCGGUCAUUUAGAGGCCACAGUUGACUGGUUUAGGAAAUAUAAGGUGCCUGAUGGAAAGCCUGAGAACCAGUUUGGAUUCAACGGACAAUUCAAAGACAAGGACUUUGCAGCUGAGAUUAUCAAGUCCACUCAUGAACACUGGAGGGCGCUAUUGCAGAAGCAGACGAAUUGUGAAGGGAUUGAAUGCAAAAACAUUACUUGCCAUGAGAGUCCUUUGAGAUGUAGUGCUGAUGAGGCAAGAGACGUCGUCCAGGCGGCUCCAGCAUGUGGGAGUCCAGUUCCUGUGUCUCCAGAACUGGACAAGUGGCAUUUUGUCUGAACACUCCAAAGACACAACGGAAACCAACAAAGACGUCUUUGCUGUUUCAAGUUUAUGUUUGGUUACAUUUACAUUUUGGUACAUUAUAGCCUAUACAGUCAUGACAAUAAUAGGCAAGGGAAGAUCUUUAUAUUUGUAAUGCUGAGUAAUGAACCAGAAUCAGGUUGUGUCAUGUCAGAUGGACAUCCAUCCAUCUAUUAUAAUUUGGACGUUAACGGCAAAAGUAUUGGUCUCCUUUUUUUCCUUUUAUUUUAAAUUGUAAAAUUCUGAUUUAUAUGCAUUUCAGUACUUUUGUGGCCAGUGUACAGGUCCAGACCUGAGGAGGCCAUUCUAUUCUAAGUUUGUAAUGUUGUAAUUGCAACAAUUU